Molecule: messenger RNA, 318 nt
Organism: Capronia epimyces CBS 606.96
Lineage: Eukaryota; Fungi; Ascomycota; Eurotiomycetes; Chaetothyriales; Herpotrichiellaceae
Exons: 2
Coding region: 1-318 (105 amino acids)
Source: RefSeq, a predicted model, not a curated record
AUGGUGGUGACAUUUACGGAAGAGGUUGAACGGGAAUAUCUGAGGAUGGGCCAGGACGAAGAGUUCAUCAAUGGGCUUGUCGCACUUCGGCGACAGCUUGUUGAGCAUGUGUCUUCCACAAAGUCCCAAAACAAAGUAGGACCUCAUGUCGCGGAGGCACCGUCCGCAAUCCACCAACACUACUAUACCAGCGAGGCCGCCUACGACUUUGCCACAGAGCUUGAUCUAAGCAUGCUUGAUGAUGCUUGGCCUUCGGUCUGGACGAACGAUCUAGACGGUUUCUACAUGGAUGACCCAGACCAAGACAUGAACAUUUAA